Molecule: messenger RNA, 898 nt
Organism: Selaginella moellendorffii
Lineage: Eukaryota; Viridiplantae; Streptophyta; Lycopodiopsida; Selaginellales; Selaginellaceae
Product: nascent polypeptide-associated complex subunit alpha-like protein
Exons: 3
Coding region: 82-759 (225 amino acids)
Biological process (GO): protein targeting to membrane
Cellular component (GO): nascent polypeptide-associated complex; cytoplasm
Source: RefSeq, a predicted model, not a curated record
AUUACCAUAUCUCUCGCCCAGUGGAUGAGCCCUAAAGCCGCCGUCUAGGGUUCUUCGCGAGAAAGGAGUUGUGGGGGCGCCAUGACUGCACAGACUGUGGCCGAGCACCUCGCCGAAGAGCUCAAGCAGCAGAAGCUCGCCGAGGGCGAUGAGCCGAUAAUCGAGGACGAUGUCGCGGACGAUGACGACGAUGACGACGAUGAUGAGGACGAUGCGGGAGAGGACGAGAUGCACGGUGAAGGUACUUCCACUGGAAAAUUUUGUGGUGUUCCUACUUUCUUUAUGUUUCUUCCAGGCGAGGAUGGAACGGGGAAAUCGAAGCAAAGCCGGAGCGAGAAGAAGAGCCGGAAGGCAAUGCAGAAGCUCGGGAUGAAGCCCGUGACUGGAGUAACGAGGGUGACGAUCAAGAAGAGCAAAAACAUACUGUUUGUGAUCUCCAAGCCCGACGUGUUCAAGAGCCCGGCAUCCGACACUCACAUCAUCUUUGGCGAGGCCAAGAUCGAGGACUUGAGUUCCCAGCUCCAGACCCAAGCGGCGGAGCAAUUCAAGGCACCGGACAUGGGCCGUGUGCCUCCAAACAAGGCCGAGGGCGCUGGAGGCGAGGCCGAGGAGGAGGAAGAGGUGGACGAGACGGGCGUGGAGCCCAAGGACAUCGAGCUGGUCAUGACUCAGGCUGGAGUGCCUCGCAGCAAGGCUGUCAAGGCUUUGAAGGCCACAGACGGAGACAUCGUGAGCGCGAUCAUGGAUCUUACUCAGUGAGCGAGUCGCGAAAGAAAAAUCACACCAGGAACAGGCAAGAACACCGUCGGUCAGUGUAAACUAUGAGCUUGGUUCUGUGCUCUACGUAUUCUCUUUUCCAGGGAGUUUCAUUCAAUUCCAAAGCGAAAUCUUUUUAUUC